Molecule: messenger RNA, 2861 nt
Organism: Eurytemora carolleeae
Lineage: Eukaryota; Metazoa; Arthropoda; Copepoda; Calanoida; Temoridae
Product: splicing factor 3B subunit 2
Exons: 21
Coding region: 42-2732 (896 amino acids)
Biological process (GO): mRNA splicing, via spliceosome
Cellular component (GO): catalytic step 2 spliceosome; nucleus; U2 snRNP
Source: RefSeq, a predicted model, not a curated record
UUCAUUUUUUUUCUAAAACAGUUUUAGAGAUAUCUGCUAAAAUGUCGGACGAAGAGUCACCGUCGGUUGAAGAUCUGACCAAAUUACGAGUUGUCGAUCUAAAGAAGGAGUUGGGUAGAUUAGGGCUAGCUCAAGGUGGAGUGAAGGCCGAUCUGGUUCAGCGUAUAUUCCAGCAUUAUCAGGAAAAAGUUGCUCAAACAGAGGAAACUCCAGAUCAGUCUGAGGAACCUACUCCGGAACAAUCCAAGGAACCAUCCUUGGAACCUUCCCCGGAACAAUCCAAGGAACCAUCCUUGGAACCAACUAAAGAAUCUACUAGAGACCCUACACCGGAACCUGCCAAAGUUCCUUCACCAGAACCAGUAAAAGAACCAUCACCGGAGCCGAUGCGAGACCUAACACCUGAACCAGUAAGGGAACCAAUCCCGGAACCCCCUAGAGAACCAACUAAGGAACCUACUCCCGAACCUGCAAGGGAACCUACACCGGAACCAGCAAGGGAACCAACUCCGGAACCAGCAAGGGAACCAACCCCGGAACCGGUCAAGGAACCAACCCCUGAACCUGCCAAGGAACCUUCUCCCGAACCCAUGGAGGAAGAAACCCCCUGUCCAAAACUGUCCCUGCAGUUUGGUCCCCCUAAAGUGCAUCCUGCUGUGGUUGCACCUGCAGUGCCCGCCCCAACUAGCUCUGCCCCUGAACUACAUGACGAGGAAGCUCCAAGAUUUCAGCGGGAGCAGACACCAGAACCUCAGGAAGAAGAGGAUAAUGAGUAUGGAGGUGGAAAACAAGAAUACGAGGGACAAGAUCAAGAAUACGGCGGACAAGAUCAAAAUUUGGGAAAACAAACAGACGAUGGCAAUAUGGAAAAAGACGAACAAGAAAAUGGUGACGAUGAUUCUGGUAAAGAGAAUAAAAAGGGAAAAAAACAGAAGAAUAAGAAGAAGAAAAAGAAGAAGAAUAGACCGGAACAGUGGGCCAUGGAAGCUAUUUUAGCACAAAGGCAAAGGAUGGAAGAGGAGCGUAAGAAAACUGAAACUGAAGUAGAAGUUGAAUAUAUUCAGGAUGAACUGGACCUGGACCCCUCUGACCCGAUGUAUCGAACAUUUAACAAAAUAUUUCAAGCUUUCAAGAUUGUCGAGGAUCCACUUGAGAAAAUAAAGGAGAAGGAGGAGGAAGAGCGGAAGCAUGCGGAGGAGUACAAGAAGGUUCCCAAGAUGCUGGAGGAGGAUGAUAUGUUGGAGGAGGAGGAGAAGGACGGAGAGGAUAAAGUCAGCAAAAGAAAACUUAAAAAACUCUCAAGAUUAAGUGUAGCUGAACUGAAGCAGCUAGUAUCCCGACCUGAUGUUGUUGAGAUGCAUGAUGUAACUGCCCGGGAUCCUCGUCUUCUUGUCCAUCUCAAAUCCACCAGGAACACUGUUCCAGUUCCGAGGCAUUGGUGUUUCAAGAGAAAAUAUUUGCAGGGUAAGAGAGGUAUUGAGAAACCUCCCUUCGAUCUGCCAGACUUCAUCAAGAAAACUGGAAUUAUGGAGAUGCGGGAAGCACUCCAGGAGAAAGAAGACGCCAAGGGGAUGAAGUCUAAACAGAGGGAGAAGGUCCGACCUAAGCUGGGGAAGAUUGAUAUCGAUUAUCAGAAGCUUCACGACGCUUUCUUCAAGUGGCAGACUAAGCCAAGGAUGACAAUGCACGGAGAUCUGUACUACGAGGGGAAAGAGUUUGAAAUCAGAUUAAAAGAGAAGAAACCUGGUGAUUUGACGGAUGAUCUGAGGACAGCUCUUGGAAUGCCUGUUGGUCCUAAUGCACACAAGGUUCCAGCUCCGUGGUUGAUUGCAAUGCAGAGAUAUGGACCUCCUCCCUCCUACCCUAACCUCAAGAUUGCGGGACUAAACGCUCCAAUCCCAGACGGGUGCUCCUUUGGAUAUCAUGCAGGUUUGUCUCAUACCCGUCUUAACGGGGUUGUAAUCGUAAUUUCUGGUGACCAAUCUAAACUGCAGAAAAUGGUUCAGAUGAGCUGGACCUUUGUGAAUGAUUCUUUAUGCACAACGCUAUGCUUACAGAUAGUAGAUGAGGCCGGUAAACCUCUGUAUGGAGAUGUGUUCGGUACCAGUGAUAGUAGAAACUUUCCGACAACACCUGCAGAGGAUAUUGAUCAGACCUUGUGGGGUGAAAUGGAAAGUGAGAGUGAGGAGGAGAGUGACAGUGAUGAGGAGGAUGAGGAGGAAGAGGAGGAGGGAGUAGAUUCAGGACUCCAGACUCCAGUAGUUGAACCUGGUCUUGCUACUCCUAGUGGAACUACCAGUGUUGGAGGUGCUGGUCUGGAAACACCGGAUAUGAUUGAGUUGAGAAAACGGCGGAUUGAGGCGGAUAUGGAAGGCGGAGAUACGCCUAGUCUACCCUACACCAUUAUACCUGAGAGGAAGAACGAACGAAUUGGUGCAAGUAUGAUGGGCAGCACCCACACCUACGAGAUCGGUAAGGGCCGAGCCCCCGUCAAGGGUAAAGAGGCUGCUGUAGAGAUGGCCUUGAACCCGGAGGAUCUUGAUCUAAUGGACAGUGAAACUAUGGCGCUCAAGGCAGAGGCUGCUCUCAGGGAGCAGCAGGCUAGUUUGGCCAAGGAGGACUUGUCAGACAUGGUAGCCGAGCACGCAGCGAAGCAGAAGAACAAGAGGAAGAGACAGGAGACGAGAGAAGACAAGGAUAAGGCCAAGAAGUACAAGGAGUUCAAGUUUUAGUCGUGUCAAUACAAAAUCAAGAACUUGCGGAUUUUUUGUUAAUUUGAUUUUGAGAUUUUGUUCUAAAUGUUAUUACGCAUUUCUCCCUCUCUCACACCUCACUGUUAUAUUGAAUUAACCAUUUCAGAA